CAAUAUGGAUGAUCGUUGGAUAAUUUGAUACUACCUUUAAAAUCUAUCUAGAUCUAGAAUUAUAAAGACAAUGCCUAUGCUUUACUUGGUUUAAACUUCUGCUGCUAAAAUACUAGAUCUAUAGAUCUACAUCUAUAAAAGUACAAGACAAAAGCAGCAGUGCUACCUGUGUACUAUACGUGAUGUCUUGGAGGGAUACCCAGAUGACAGAAUCCUAUCUCAACACAACUGAAACAGUGUUGGCCGUCAACCAAGAGCAUGAUGGAUCCAGUAAUAGUAAUGUGCUGUUAAUCAUUCUCCUGCCAAUUACUGCUUUGAUCUGUGUUGCAGUUGUUAUUGGUGUGAUUGUCUGGAUGCUGAAAAGAAGCAGAAUGGAUAAAUUACGUCACCACUUGAUGCCCCUGUACAGCUUCGAGCCAUCAGAUAGCAGUCAGGAUUGGGAAACAGAUUUAUUGACUCAAGAAAUUCGACUCAGGAAUAGUACCAGCCCGCCAAGUUCUCCGAUAUUGAAACUAAACACCAUGCACUCCGAGCUGUAGCAAACAUUUAAGUUACACAUUCUGUACCAAGUCUUCUAACAAGAGUCCAUCUGCUUUAGGUAGUUGCAUGCCUCAAUUGUUAUACGGUGAAUCAUCUUAAGGCAACUGCUCUAUUCAGCUCCAUGCGAGACCAACCUAAUGGAUAGUGUUGAGUUACAGAACAGUUUGAGACCUAGGACCUACUGGUGUUCACUGAAGUUAUAACAUGUUACAAAUCUCUCAAGGCUCUUCCAUCAAAUUGAAUUCUAGUUUUGGCUUUUAUAGUUUUGGUUUAUAGAUCUGAACUUAGACAAACUGAAUGCACUUUGUACUUAACUCUGUACAUAGCCAAACUGAUUGUACUUUUGGUACUUAACUCUGUACUUAGACAAACUGAAUGUACUUUGUGUACUUUAACUCUGUACUUAAUGCAACCUCAACUCAGUAUUUUAUUUAUUUUAUUUUGUAUGCACCUUUUAUGUGCAAUGUGAGUAUUUUUUUUUUAUUUUUUUUUUAUAUAAAUCAUUUCAGUAUCAGAGCUAUUAAAACAUAUUUUAAGUAUAUUAAAUUUUUUUAAAGACAUUGUGCAUAUGACAAGGGUUCAAGAAUUAGAAAGUAAAAUAUAUGAACCACAGUCUCAGCAAUGUAAAAUAUUUUUAUUUUUGAGAAAAAAAGCUUGUUCUGAAAAUUUGAGUGUCUUAUUAAACAUUUACAUUUUUAAAUAGGUUUACAAUUUUUAUAAUAAAUUUGGCCAAAUCUGUAGCUGUGUAUUACGAUACGUUUUUCAACAUUUUCAUUGCCAUCAUCAGUUGUAUCUUGAAAAGUUCACAUUGUUUUGUGUUGAAGCAUCUUAUUAUCCAUUUCGCCUAAACCAUUAAGUACGUUAAGUUACACUUAAAACCAUAAUGGACGUAAUGUUACACAUAAACCCAUAAUGAAUGUAACAUUACACGAAGAUCAAACUUAAUGUGCAAACAUUUUUUAUCUACAUCUUGAUUCUAGUCUUUACUUUUAUUUACAAUAUCUAGUUCAGUGAUUUCUCGCUACGCUUCAGCUUCCACUACUCCAGGGUUUUAUAAGAAACUAGCCGGUCAUUGCCAGCGGCCUGCGGACCUUAUUUUGGGGGUUACUAAUCUAUGUCAAAAUUGUACCUUUCAAUUUCUUUCGACAUGAAAGUAGAUUGUAGAAAUGAGUUGAUCUGCUAAGCCAACAUAUUCAUAUCAAAUAUAAAAUACUGUGAAAAACGGUUUGCCUGAGUUGUCUAAAAUGUUUCGCCCUUUAAUAGAGAUAAAUUUUGGCAUUUUCUUGUAUUUUUGUUCCACUCCACCCCCUCCCCCGUUGUGGGAGGACAUUAAAGGUAGACAGCGGUCUCUAGUACCAUUUAUGCCAAGGGUUAUCCAAACUGGUUUAACCUUUUGAUUUCUAUGCGGGACAUACAUACAUACGUCUUACUUUGUGCUUUAUAUAUCAGAUUAAUGGGAAAACAUACAUACUUACUUUUUUUAUUUUUGUUUGAUUUUCCAUGAAAUUCAAUCAGUGGGAAAAAAAUACUUUAUAUAUGUAUUUAUAUAUUAUAUAUAUGUAAUGAUUUUCACAUUAAAAAAUCUCAAAAUGUAUGAAAAUGUAUUGCUAAUGUUAAGUCUAACGUGAGAUGUGAGAUGCUACACGCAUGCUCAAAAUUGUAGACAACCCACUUUUGGUUUCUAGUUUGUCUAGUAUACCAGCCCUUGAUUGUCUCAGUACAGUGAUAUUCUUGCAAGAGAGACAGAUAAAGAUCUGUUACUUUAUUGUUCAAUUUUGUCUACUGUAUGUAUGUACAUUGCAGCACAUAGGUUCAUGUAGGAUGAAAUUGGGGGGUGAGGAGGUUGGUGGUUAUGAAGCUUAAAUAUAAUAUAUAAAUACUUUAAUAAAUAUACCAUUUCUACUUUGCAGAGAUCAGUUAUGGCGGGUGGUUCUGGUACGCAUGGCCCGUGAUAAAUGAGGAAUCACUGUAUAAGUUUAUUGUUUGGCAGUGUGGGUGCAUUCCAUUUGUUGACUUUCCCCACAAAGUCAUAGUAAGCUCAGGUUUUUAAUCAAAUUAUUUCCUAUGCUUCUAAUUAGUUUAAAAUAAUUUUGUUCUUAAAUUUACAUAUCAUAAAGCAAUAGAUCUCAUAUUUAUGUUUUUGGGUCUUACCUUUUUUUUUUGUUUAUAUUAAUGAUCCAAAUUAUUCUUUGUAAAUUUUGUGUUUGCCUGAGAGUUGAAACAAGGGAGAUUAUUUUUGCGUACAUCAUCUAUAAGUCAUUAUACUAUGAAGUACUUUUCACCCCCUGCUAACCACAUCAUCAGCACAGAGAAUCUUGUUGAAGAGUUUUGGUCACAAGUCAAUCCUCUAUUAGAUACUAUCACCAAGACUGAGGGCCUUUAAAUACCAUUAGAAAUUUAUUGUUUUGCAUGGUGUGAUCAUUGGUCAAAAUAUAUAAAUGUAAACACAUGUAUAUAAAUACCAUGGAGCUUAUUUAUCCAAAUAGUCCUACAGGGAAUAGCUUUACAGUCUAGUUUUUAGACGUUUCUGUACUCUCAAAACAGUUUUAAAUUUUUUUUUUCAUUUUUAUGAUUUUCCUAGUCAAUCCAAAUGAUGCAUUUAAAUGGUACCUAAAUGUCUUGUACCUUAUUCACAUGUACAAACCUAAAUGUCUUCUUUUUGAAGUAACGUCUAUAUCAUAUAAAAAAUAAUAUAACAUUUUUCAUGUGUACAAAGUAUUUCGUGUAUGUCAUUUGUAUUUUGUGUGUUGUGUUUUUCAUAUGAUUUUGUAUUCCUUAGUAUUACUAUACUAGUAAAGUUAAGUUGCUCUUUCAGACCUUGCGAGUAGGACAAUAAUUAUAAAUUUGGCCUUGUAUUAAAGUGUUCUGCUUGAAAAUGUUUUGGUCAAUGUCGCUCAAGAUAUAAUCAAUGUAGUUGACACUUUUGGUUUUAAUAAAGAUGUCAUGAUGUCAGUCUAGAUCAAGACAUUUACUAUUAUA
This is a messenger RNA of Biomphalaria glabrata, 3519 nucleotides long. Its product is annotated as small integral membrane protein 29-like. Bases 183 to 539 code for a protein of 118 amino acids. The transcript has 5 exons. The record is from RefSeq and is a predicted model, not a curated record. NCBI's taxonomy places the organism in Eukaryota, Metazoa, Mollusca, Gastropoda, Planorbidae.